AGAGAGAAAGGGGGAGGGACAAGAAGAUUAUUUAAUGCCGGAGUAGAUCUGAUGGCAUGUACUUACAGUCAUGGCUCUGUACAAGGUGAUCGGUGCGGUGGCUCUGCUGACUCUCCUGACACAGGAGUCUCACUCACAACUUGAUGUGUGCGGUAUAACUCCGCUCAACACCAGGAUUGUUGGAGGACAGAGCGCCCCUGUGGGGAGCUGGCCCUGGCAAGUCAGUCUGCAAUCAUCUGGGAGGCACUUCUGUGGAGGAUCCCUCAUUAACAAUGGAUGGGUGCUGACUGCUGCUCACUGCUUCCUAAGGAUUCCAUCCGAUCUGACUGUGUUUCUGGGUAUCCAGAGUCUACAGGGACCCAACCCCAAUGGAGUGUCUCGGACAGUAACAACCAUCAUCAGACAUCCUAACUAUAAAUCCAAUACUAAUGAUAACGACAUCUGCCUCCUGAAGCUCUCGUCACCGGUGACUUUCAAUGAUUUCAUUGUUCCUGUCUGCCUGGCAGCUCCAGCCAGCACCUUCUUCAGCGGCGUUAGCUCCUGGGUGACCGGCUGGGGCAACACUGGAUCUGGAGUCUCCCUUCUUCCCCCAGGAAACCUAAUGGAGGUGAAUGUGCCGGUCGUGGGGAACAGAGAGUGUAACUGAUCUGCGCCGGGUUCCGUGCUGGAGGGAAGGACUCCUGUCAGUGGUGAGCAAGCAGGGCAGCCGCUGGAUCCUGGGGGGAAUCGUUAGUUUUGGAAAUGGUUGUGCCGAGCCUAAUUUCCCAGGAGUCUACACCAGAGUGUCCCAAUAUCAGACCUGGAUCAACAGCCAGAUCACCAGCAACCAGCCGGGCUUUAUCACCUUCACGUCCAGUGGAACUGACAGUGACCUCAGCAUCAGCUGUCCUGGCCUCCCACCGCCUCCAACCACCUUCCCUACAACCACCCUCCCUAAAACCACUACAACCACACGUCCUCCAACCACCUUCCCUAAAACCACUACAACCACACGUCCUCCAACCACCUUCCCUAAAACCACUACAACCGCACGUCCUCCAACCACCCUCCCUAAAACCACUACAACCACACGUCCUCCAACCACCUUCCUAAAACUACUACAACACAACUCUGUUGAGGUCUUCCAGGAUAGCCUGGGAGGUUGUGCCCGCUGGCGAGACAUUCAGUCGGUGUGCGGUAUAACUCCGCUCAACACCAGGAUUGUUGGAGGACAGAUCGCCCUUGGGGGGAGCUGGCCCUGGCAAGUCAGCCUGCAAUCAUCUGGGAGGCACUUCUGUGGAGGAUCCCUCAUUAACAAUGGAUGGGUGCUGACUGCUGCUCACUGCUUCCCAAGCAUCCCAGCCGAUCUGACUGUGUAUCUGGGUAUCCAGAGACUACAGGGACCCAACCCCAAUAGGGUGUCUCGGACAGUAACAAACGUCAUCAGACAUCCUAACUAUAACCCCAAUACUAAUGAUAACGACAUCUGCCUCCUGAAGCCUCGUCACGGAAACCUAAUGGAGGUGAAUGUGCCGGUCGUGGGGAACAGAAAGUGUAACUGUAACUAUGGUGUGGGCUCAAUCACAAAGAACAUGAUCUGCGCCGGGUUACGUGCUGGAGGGAAGGACUCCUGUCAGGGGGAUUCAGGUGGUCCGAUGGUGAGCAAGCAGGGCAGCCGCUGGAUCCUGGGGGGAAUCGUUAGUUUUGGAAAUGGUUGUGCCGAGCCUAAUUUCCCAGGAGUCUACACCAGAGUGUCCCAAUAUCAGACCUGGAUCAACAGCCAGAUCACCAGCAACCAGCCGGGCUUUAUCACCUUCACGUCCAGUGGAACUGACAGUGACCUCAGCAUCAGCUGUCCUGGCCUCCCACCGCCUCCAACCACCUUCCCUACAACCACCCUCCCUAAAACCACUACAACCACACGUCCUCCAACCACCUUCCCUAAAACCACUACAACCACACGUCCUCCAACCACCUUCCCUAAAAUCACUACAACCACACGUCCUCCAACCACCCUCCCUAAAGCCACUACAACCACACGUCCUCCAACCACCCUCCCUAAAACCACUACAACCACACGUCCUCCAACCACCCUCCCUAAAACCACUACAACCACACGUCCUCCAACCACCUUCCCUUCAACCACUACAACCACCAUUGCCAAACUGGUAAUCCAGGGAGAGGAAAGUAUUGCUCACUGUGUUCUUGUUGUCUGUCUCUCUGCAGUGUGCGGUAUAACUCCGCUCAACACCAGGAUUGUUGGAGGACAGAUCGCCCUUGGGGGGAGCUGGCCCUGGCAAGUCAGCCUGCAAUCAUCUGGGAGGCACUUCUGUGGAGGAUCCCUCAUUAACAAUGGAUGGGUGCUGACUGCUGCUCACUGCUUCCCAAGCAUCCCAGCCGAUCUGACUGUGUAUCUGGGUAUCCAGAGUCUACAGGGACCCAACCCCAAUAGGGUGUCUCGGACAGUAACAAACGUCAUCAGACAUCCUAACUAUGACCCCAAUACUAAUGACAACGACAUCUGCCUCCUGAAGCUCUCGUCACCGGUGACUUUCAAUGAUUUCAUUGUUCCUGUCUGCCUGGCAGCUCCAGCCAGCACCUUCUUCAGCGGCGUUAGCUCCUGGGUGACCGGCUGGGGUGACACUGGAUCUUGAGUCUCCCUUCCUCCCCCAGGAAACCUAAUGGAGGUGAAUGUGCCGGUCGUGGGGAACAGAGAGUGUCACUGUAACUAUGGUGCUGGCUAUAUCACAAACAACAUGAUCUGCGCCGGGUUCCGUGCUGGAGGGAAGGACUCCUGUCAGGGGGAUUCAGGUGGUCCGAUGGUGAGCAAGCAGGGCAGCCGCUGGAUCCUGGGGGGAAUCGUUAGUUUUGGAAAUGGUUGUGCCGAGCCUAAUUUCCCAGGAGUCUACACCAGAGUGUCCCAAUAUCAGACCUGGAUCAACAGCCAGAUCACCAGCAACCAGCCGGGCUUCAUCACCUUCACGUCCAGUGGAACUGACAGUGACCUCAGCAUCACCUGCGAUGACCUGCCUUAAUUAUUUGUCAUUGACAUAAAGUGUCACCCUAAACUGA
Etheostoma spectabile (orangethroat darter) is the source of this 3051-nucleotide messenger RNA. RefSeq names its product transmembrane protease serine 9-like. The record is from RefSeq and is a predicted model, not a curated record. Gene Ontology annotation, biological process: proteolysis. Gene Ontology annotation, molecular function: serine-type endopeptidase activity. NCBI's taxonomy places the organism in Eukaryota, Metazoa, Chordata, Actinopteri, Perciformes, Percidae.